GAGUCUCCCGCGGAGAUGCCGCGCAGCACGCCUGGAGCGCUCGCAGGCGCAAGCUUGCUGCGGGUCGGGUGCGAGGCGAGGCCGCCGACCCCGGCGGACAUGCUGCAGGGCUUCUGGGUGCAGAACAAGCUGCGGAAGGCGGCGCUGUACAUCCUGGCGGGGCAGCUCAACGAGGACCGCGUCCGGUCGCUCCGCCGGGGCUUCCGCGCCCUGGACGCAGACGACGACGGCCUCGUCACCGUCGUGGAGCUGAGGGCCGCGCUGGCGCGGGCAGGCGUGGAGGUCAUACCUCCUGACCUUAGCGGCUUCGGGGCCUACAUGGUGGGCAUCGACGCGCAAGGCAACGGAGUGGUAAACUACGCGGACUUCUUGGCCGCCGCCCUUGAGGAGCGGGAACGCAGCCACGGCGGCGCCAGCUGGGACCCCACCCUGACGUUCCACCAGCCUGGCGCUGAAGACGUCAACCAGCAGGCCGUUCUCUCGCUGCUGAAGGACGACUUUGACCCGCACCGCGCCGGCCAGGUGGGCACCCAGGACUUCGUGGAGAUGGCGAGCGCCGAGGGCGGGGGCAUCGCCGACCACGGCGUCGACAUACACCUGGUCGUGAGGAUGCUGAACGGCGCGCUCCAGCGUCUCGACGGCUUCCACAUGUAG
Messenger RNA from Prorocentrum cordatum, 654 nucleotides. Lineage: Eukaryota; Dinophyceae; Prorocentrales; Prorocentraceae. The record is from the annotation of a GenBank genome assembly.